GAUCCAAGCCUCACAGACACUCAGAAAAGGAAAAGAGAGUAGCGAGGAGCGACGCGGUGGUGGUGGUAAAUUUCUUCUGAGUAAGCACACUCCAACUAGCCACUGUUUCCCAACCUCGCUCCCUCUACUUUGUGGAAACAGCGCAAGAAAAUAAAAAUACAAAAGGGGAAGCUUGCUUUCAAAACCUGUAUAGCCACUUUUAUUUAGUUUAAGUAAGUUUGCCUGCAAGUUUGAACACGUUUUGUCAGCAGAACUGGCACUAAUUAUUGAGCUAAUUUGCAUUUCUGCAUUACCACAGCACUGACGAAAACUGAGCUUCCCUGAAUUUGACACGGGGCAAAGUUUAUGACACACAGGGUCUGUGGGACUGUCCAGCGGAGCAAGCCACAUUUUGCAACUGUUUGCUUUCAUUCGCUUUUAAACGUUUGAACUCCGAUUUUAUUUUGUUUUUGAUUUGUUUCUGUGAAGAGACGAUUAAAUAUCAUAUAAAUGUUUUAAAAGUCGGUUUGCAGAGGAAGCGAAAUUAAGCUUCGUGGUGGCAGCCUCUCUUCUUGUAGAACGGAGUUUCUAAACGUUUUGCUUCGGGUCUCAGCAGGCUGUUUUUUGUGAAGUUUUCCCCCUCCCGAUCGUAUUGAUAUUGUUCACCCGUGGUUAAAGGAAGAUGGAUUGGAAGUCCCUGGGAUCCGCACUGUUUUUCCCCAUUCAGAUGGUGUAUUUUCUUCUGAAAGCCGCUGUGUGCUUGCUCAUCCCGAGCAGACUGAGGGAUAUGAGCGGGGACGUGGUGCUGAUCACCGGCGGGGGAAGAGGCAUCGGUCGGCACCUGGCUAGGGAGUUCGCGAAGCAGGGAGCGAAGAAGCUGAUCCUGUGGGGCCGCACAGAGAAGUGUCUGAAGGAGACCUGCGAGGAGAUCAAGCUCAUGGGAACCGAGUGCCACUACUUCCUGUGUGAUGUGGGCAACCGGGAGGAAGUGUACCAGCAGGCCAAGGUGGUGCGAGAGAGGGUGGGUGAUGUCACCAUCCUGGUGAACAAUGCUGCAGUGGUUCAUGGGAAGUCUCUAAUGGACAGCGAUGACGACGCCCUCUUAAAAUCUCAGCAUAUCAACACGCUCGGACAGUUCUGGACCACCAAAGCGUUCCUGCCGCGAAUGCUGGAGCUGCAGAACGGCCACGUGGUGUGUAUCAACUCGGUGUUGUCUCAGUCCUCGAUCCCGGGAGCCAUCGAUUACUGCACCUCCAAGGCCUCCUCCUUUGCCUUCAUGGAGAGCCUGACCCUGGGGCUGCUGGAUUGCCCUGGCGUGUGCACCACCACCGUGCUACCCUUCCACACCAACACAGAGAUGUUCCAAGGAAUGAGAGUCAGGUUCCCUAACCUGUUCCCUCCUCUGAAACCGGAGACAGUGGCCAGGCGGACAGUGGAAGCUGUCCAAACAAACACAGCCCUGCUCUACCUGCCCUGGACAAUGCAUGCACUCGUCAUCCUCAAAAGCUUCAUGCCACAGCAAGCACUUGAAGAAAUCCACAAGUUCUCAGGAAGCUACACGUGCAUGAACACCUUUAAAGGAAGGACAUAGACGAUUAAGCAAAAUACAGACCGACGGACCGGCAGACAAUCAGAUAAACGCUGAAAAAUCUGACAUUACAAUGUGUGCUUUGCCUUAAAUCAGGCUAGCUGAAUGCCCCUGGAAACAGCAGACAUCUUGGAUGUUACUGAACAGCAGAACAUAAGAAAUGUCAUGAACAAGAAGAGGCUGUUCGGCCCAUCAUGGUUUGUUCCUUACUUGCACACAUUCAGCCCCAGAGCAGAAUCACAUUUUUUUUUUUUUAUUAUUAUUCUCUGGGUUUUACUCGUGCUUCGUAACUUCUGUUUUGAGAUUGAUUUUCCUCAACUUCCAUUUGUACCCUCGAGUCCUGCUCUUUUGCUGAAAAAGUAACAUACUGGACAUUUGGCCUGAUGGGUAAACUUUUGGGGGGAGAACAAAACGCUUCCAGGUCAUCUCCAUGGAAACCAGUAUCUGACUGAACUGCUUCCCUCAGCAACCAUCUGCAUAGGUACAAUAUUGGACUUUACUGAGAAUAAUUGUGUUUAAGGGUUUUUCUUUUAUUAUUCCUUUAACACUUGCUGUAAUUUGUUUCCGUAGGCAUGGUGUUGCCAUGGUUUUCAGUUACAUA
Molecule: messenger RNA, 2168 nt
Organism: Polyodon spathula (Mississippi paddlefish)
Lineage: Eukaryota; Metazoa; Chordata; Actinopteri; Acipenseriformes; Polyodontidae
Product: short-chain dehydrogenase/reductase 3
Exons: 6
Coding region: 662-1570 (302 amino acids)
Cellular component (GO): lipid droplet
Molecular function (GO): oxidoreductase activity, acting on the CH-OH group of donors, NAD or NADP as acceptor
Source: RefSeq, a predicted model, not a curated record